Molecule: messenger RNA, 1326 nt
Organism: Sorex fumeus (smoky shrew)
Lineage: Eukaryota; Metazoa; Chordata; Mammalia; Eulipotyphla; Soricidae
Gene: AMDHD2
Product: amidohydrolase domain containing 2
Exons: 11
Coding region: 63-1289 (408 amino acids)
Biological process (GO): N-acetylglucosamine catabolic process
Molecular function (GO): N-acetylglucosamine-6-phosphate deacetylase activity
Source: RefSeq, a predicted model, not a curated record
UCGCGGGCCGGAACCGGGCGCGGGGCGCGGGAUUCGGCAGCGCAGCGCAGGCCAGAGUCACGAUGCGUGGCGGGCAGGGCGCGGCGCGAGCGCGGGUGCUCCAGUUCACCAACUGCCGCCUGCUGCGGGCCGGGGAGCUGCUCAGGGAGGACCUCUGGGUGCGCGGGGGCCGCAUUCUGGACCCUGAGAAGCUGUUCUUUGACGAGCGGCGCGUGGCCGACGAGCAGCGGGACUGCGGCGGCUGCAUCGUGGCGCCCGGCUUCAUCGACGUGCAGAUCAACGGGGGAUUCGGCGUGGACUUCUCCCAGGCCACGGAAGAUGUGGGUUCGGGGGUCGACCUGGUGGCCCGGAAGAUCCUUGCGCACGGAGUCACCUCCUUCUGCCCCACGCUGGUCACUUCGCCCCCGGAGGUGUAUCACAAGGUCCUGCCUCAGAUCCCCGUGAAGAGCGGCGGGCCCUGUGGGGCAGCAGUCCUCGGGGUGCACCUGGAGGGCCCCUUCAUCAGCCGGGAGAAGCGGGGUGCACACCCCGAGGCACAUCUGCGCUCCUUUGAGGCGCACGCCUUCCCUGAUGUGCUGGCGGCCUACGGGCCACUGGACAACGUGCGCAUCGUCACGCUGGCCCCGGAGCUGGGCCGCAGCCAUGAGGUGAUCCGGGCGCUGACCGAGCGUGGCAUCUGCGUGUCGCUAGGGCACUCAGUGGCCAACCUGCGGGUGGCCGAGGAGGCCGUGCAGAACGGGGCCACCUUCAUCACGCACCUCUUCAACGCCAUGCUGCCGUUCCACCACCGUGACCCAGGCAUCGUGGGGCUCCUGACCAGUGACCAGCUGCCCCCUGGACGCCGCAUCUUCUACGGGAUGAUCGCGGAUGGCAUCCACACCAACCCUGCUGCCCUGCGCAUCGCCCAUCGUGCCCACCCCCAGGGACUAGUGCUGGUCACGGACGCUGUCCCUGCCCUGGGCCUGGGCAAUGGCCGCCACACGCUGGGGCAGCAGGAGGUGGAGGUGGAUGGGCUGACAGCCUAUGUGGCAGGCACUACGACUCUGAGCGGCAGCAUCGCGCCUAUGGACGUGUGCGUCCGGCAUUUCCAGCAGGCCACCGGCUGCAGUGUGGAGUCGGCUCUGGAAGCCGCGUCCCUGCACCCUGCCCAGCUGCUGGGGCUGAAGCACAAAGGGACCCUGGACGUCGGGGCCGAUGCAGACUUUGUGCUGCUGGACGAUGCGCUCCACGUCAAGGCCACCUACAUUGCCGGCGAACUGGUGUGGCAGGCGGAGGCGGCCAGGCCGUGACCAGGCCGGUGAGGAGCUGGUCUCCAGGAGCACCCGG